Cryptomeria japonica (Japanese cedar) is the source of this 615-nucleotide messenger RNA. RefSeq names its product LOB domain-containing protein 1-like. The transcript is spliced from 3 exons. The coding region runs from base 1 to 615 and encodes 204 amino acids. The record is from RefSeq and is a predicted model, not a curated record. Lineage: Eukaryota; Viridiplantae; Streptophyta; Pinopsida; Cupressales; Cupressaceae.
AUGGCGAAAAGAAAAAGAAAGGUUGUAUCGUGCGCGGCAUGUAGACUGCAACGCAAGAAAUGUUUAGAGGAUUGUAUUUUGGCCCCUCACUUUCCUCCAGACGAUCCUGACAAAUUCACAGUCGUGCAUAGAGUAUAUGGAACCAGCUAUAUCAUCAAAUUGCUUCAAGGUUUGGAUACUAAGCAAAGGGAAGAUGCAAUAAACAGUUUGGUGUGUGAAGCAAAUGCAAGAGUGAAAGACCCCAUCCAAGGAAGUUCCAAGGUAGUCCAUGAAUUACAAAAAAGAAUACCUCAACUAGAAUCGCAGUUAGUAGCUAAGGAAGAAAAGCUCAUCAGUAUACAGUCAAAGUAUGAUAAGCUUUUAUUCCUCCAAUACAUGGGAUCUCCUAAUGGUCCGCAUUUUGCAUAUGACAUUGAUAUAACUGAAGAUAUCAUGUAUGAGCAGGGAAAUAUAGAAUUUUCUAUCUGCCACGUAUACAAGAAGGCUAACAAGACGACUGAUGUCCUUGCAAAUGUGAGGGCAGUGGAUGGUGCAUCAGGGCUCGUCGACUCUUCCCCUAAUAGAUGGGAUGGCUUGAAAGGCAUUAAGGUGGAGGAAUCAAGGAUUGGAUUAUAG